UACUUGAAGUUAUAAAUGUCCUGUUGAAACAUUUAAAUGAAGGAAGUGUUGACAUAUUGAGUUAUGAACUUGUUCAGAUUAAGCAGAGUCAGGACGGCGAGAGGAAACAGCUGAGUCAGCUCCGAGACACCCUGAAGGCGUCUCUGCAGUCUGAGCAGAAAGAGGAUGCUCAGAACAAACAGAGUGGCGGGUACAGCCUCCAUCAGCUGCAGGGCAACAAGGCGCACGGCACCGAGCGCAGUGGGUUCCUCUACAAGAAGAGUGAGGGACUGAGGAAGGUUUGGCAGAAGAGGAAGUGCUCGGUGAAGAACGGUUUCCUGACCAUCUCCCACGGCACGGCGAACAGACCUCCAGCCAAACUCAACCUGCUCACCUGCCAGGUGAAGAGGAGCCAGGAGGAGAAGAAGAGCUUCGACCUGUUCUCACACGAUAGGACGUACCACUUCCAGGCCGAGGACGAAGCGGAGUGUCAGCUCUGGGUGUCCGUGCUGCAGAACAGCAAAGAGGAGGCCCUGAACGCUGCGUUUAAGGGCGAUCAGGACGUGGGAGAGAACAACAUCGUGCAGGAGCUGACCAGAGCCAUCGUGGAGGAAGUGAAGAGGAUGAGCGGCAACGACCGCUGCUGCGACUGCGGCGCCGCUGGUCCCACCUGGCUGUCCACCAACCUCGGGGUGCUGAUCUGCAUCGAGUGCUCGGGGAUCCACCGGGAGAUGGGGGUCCACUACUCCCGGAUUCAGAGCCUAGACCUGGACGUCCUGGGAACCUCCGAGCUGCUG
Messenger RNA from Etheostoma cragini (Arkansas darter), 776 nucleotides. RefSeq names its product arf-GAP with SH3 domain, ANK repeat and PH domain-containing protein 2-like. The annotation marks the transcript as partial. The transcript has 7 exons. Gene Ontology annotation, molecular function: GTPase activator activity. Lineage: Eukaryota; Metazoa; Chordata; Actinopteri; Perciformes; Percidae. Gene Ontology annotation, biological process: positive regulation of GTPase activity. The record is from RefSeq and is a predicted model, not a curated record.